Amorphotheca resinae ATCC 22711 is the source of this 3689-nucleotide messenger RNA. RefSeq lists its product as hypothetical. Bases 65 to 3541 code for a protein of 1158 amino acids. NCBI's taxonomy places the organism in Eukaryota, Fungi, Ascomycota, Leotiomycetes, Helotiales, Amorphothecaceae. Gene Ontology annotation, molecular function: ATP binding; P-type divalent copper transporter activity; copper ion binding. The transcript is spliced from 2 exons. Gene Ontology annotation, cellular component: membrane. Gene Ontology annotation, biological process: monoatomic cation transport; copper ion homeostasis. The record is from RefSeq and is a predicted model, not a curated record.
GUCAUUUUCCACAAGGUGGAGAGUACGCCGCUGGUAUAUAUGGACCAUCCUGGUCGUGAUCAUCAUGGCAUCAUCAUCAUCAUCAACGAACCCCAAAUCCAAAGAGAUGAACGUCUCUAUCACCCAGACAAUCUCCGGGGGAGAUACAACCACAACCUCGUUCUUAUUGUCAAAUCUCCAUUGCCCCUCCUGUGUAACUUAUAUUGAAGAAAUCCUCGCGGCACUCCAUCCAAGUCCCAUUUCGAUCUCCCCGUCGUUAGUUUCCUCUUGGGUAACCGUUCGACACGACAAGGCUUUGUCCGCAAGGGCUAUUCGAGAAGCCCUCGAAGACUCAGGGUUCGAUGUCUGCGAUGUUGCCCUUGACGGUCCAGCUGGUAUGGUACAUACAGGAUAUGAUGGCGAGAUAGGCUACCUGGAUCGAUUCCUGGAUAGGUGGAACUCCGACAAACCGAAAAAUGGAAGUGGGAGCAAAGCUCGACAGCCGGAACGACACAUCGAGAAUUGCAAGUUAUGUCGGCUGGAGGCUGAUGGCAAGCAUGACUUCAACCAAGAUCCCUCGUCAUCCAAAUCGUCGCCGGUUCAGCAGGACAAAUCGGCGCCCAAGAAAUCGGGGCUCUCUACGGUGGUUGUAGCUCCAGUCGAAUCUGAAGACCUCUGGAGAGCGUCUCUGGCGAUCGGUGGAAUGACAUGCGCGGCAUGCGUUGUUACGAUCACGGAAGAGCUGGAGAAGAAAGACUGGGUUGAGAAAGUUGUGGUGAAUCUCAUCUCCAACAGUGCCACAGUCGACUUCAAAGGGGAGCAACACAAGGAUGAUAUUGUCGAGAGCAUCGAAGAUAUAGGAUACGAUGCGGCAAUUGAUAGCGUGAUCGAUCUCAACACGAUCCGUAAUGCCACACCGCAGAGUAACAUUUCAAGGACGGUCGAAAUACUGGUGGACGGCAUGUUCUGCGAGCACUGCCCUCCCCGGAUCAUAUCUUCAUUGGAACCAUUCGGUGAUUUGGUCAAAGUCGAAAGACCUCCGAGUCUACAGAAUCCAAUAUUAAAGCUCUCCUACACGCCCAAAGCUCCUGAGUUUACAAUUCGAAAUAUCAUCGCUGCUAUCUCUGCUGUAGAUGGAUUACUUCAGCCUUCAAUCUACCAUCCACCCACCCUUGAAGAGCGCUCUCGAAAAAUACACGCACGCGAGAGACAGCGGAUCUUCAUACGGGUCCUCCUCGCACUGGUAGUGGCCAUUCCAACACUCAUCAUAGGUGUCGUUUACAUGAGUCUAGUCUCAUCGAGCGAUCCUGGCCGACGAUUUCUUAUGCGUCCACUACAUGCGGGGGUCAGCCGAGCACAAUGGGCACUUUUCAUCAUGGCAACUCCUGUCUAUUUUCUAUGCGCUGAUGUUUUUCAUAUCCGCGCCCUAAAAGAAGUACGAGCAAUGUGGAGACCUGGAAGCACCACUCCCCUACUGCAGCGAUUUUACCGAUUCGGAAGCAUGAACAUGCUGAUGUCUCUUGGGACUUCUAUUGCCUACAUUUCUUCUGUUGCCCAGCUGAUUGCUGCGGGUGUACACCCUUCGCUGGUACCGGAUAACAAUUCCUUCUACUUCGAUUCCGUCGUAUUUCUGACACUCUUCCUACUUAUCGGACGUCUGAUCGAAGCUUACAGCAAAUCUAAGACUGGAGAUGCAGUCUUGAUGCUUGGCAAACUUCGACCCACCGAAGCCCUCCUUGUCGAGUCUGGGUCCUCCAGAGAUACCGCCACUGGCGAAGAGAUUGCCAAAGGAAUGAGAGGAGAAUCAUUGAGAAAUGUUAACGUGGAUCUCCUAGAGUUUGGAGAUACCGUAAGGGUCUUACACGGCGGAUCACCUCCAUGCGAUGGCACGGUUCUUCAUGGCGAGACUAAAUUCGACGAGUCAAGCCUCACGGGCGAGUCGAAGUUAGUCAAGAAAGCCGUAGGUGAUGAGGUAUUUUCUGGAACAGUCAACAAGGACUCUCCGAUCUCAAUUAAAAUCACGGGCGUUGCUGGGUCUUCAAUGCUCGAUCAAAUCGUCAAAGCGGUCCGAGAAGGACAAACUCGACGGGCUCCUAUGGAGCGUAUCGCAGACACCUUGACAGGCUAUUUUGUCCCUUUCGUUACCUUGAUCGCCAUCUGUACCUGGAUUAUCUGGCUUGCAUUAGGGUAUUCCGGUACUCUUCCUCUUGAUUACCUUGGAAAAGAUGCAGGUGGUUGGGUCGCUUGGUCCCUGCAAUUCGCAAUCGCAGUAUUCGUCGUCGCUUGUCCCUGUGGACUCGCUUUAGCAGCUCCAACUGCUCUCUUUGUUGGCGGUGGUCUUGCUGCACAGCACGGUAUCCUGGUGAAGGGUGGUGGCGAAGCCUUUGAGAAAGCAAGCAGACUUGAUUGCAUUGUGUUCGAUAAGACCGGUACGCUCACACUUGGUGGAGAACCAGUUGUCACUGAUUUCCAAUCGCUGCCCAUCGAUGCGGAGUUUGGCAAAGGAAGCCGAGACGAGAAUGGCGUGCUGAAUAGCAAGAACGUUGAGAGAACGGUUUUGGGAAUGGUCUACACACUUGAAGGCAAUAGUAGCCAUACGGUUGCCAAAGCCCUCGUAUCCUUCUGCAAGACUUUAGAGACAGAGGGCAUUGAUGCGGAAGACGUUGAGGAGAUUGCAGGGAAGGGUAUGAGAGGGACCUUCAAGAUCAGUCCAACCGAAGAAGCAGAUCUCAUCAUCGGGAACGAAUUUUUCAUAGAAGAGACUGGCGUUUCAGUUUCUCAGGAAUCACAGUCCACCCUAGAGAAGUGGAAAUCUGAAGGAAGGUCUGUUGCCCUGGCUGCGAUCAAUGUCAGAAAUCAGGUAGAAGGCUCGCAGGAUUGGCGACUCGCAGCAAUCUUCGCCAUCUCUGAUCCUGUCCGUCCCGAAGCGUCGCAUAUCGUCAGAGCUCUUCAAGAUCGUGGAACAGAUGUAUGGAUGCUGUCUGGAGACAACCAAAUCACAGCAAACGCUAUUGGUGCCCAAGUCGGCAUUCCAUCCAGCAAUAUCAUCGCCGGUGUCCUUCCCCACGAGAAAGCCGACAAGAUCCAAUACCUCCAGAGAUCCCUCAAGGCUCGCACCUCCAGCUCUGGUGCCGAGCAUGCCCAAAAGCGAGCUAUGAUAGCCAUGGUCGGCGACGGCAUCAACGAUUCGCCCGCCCUGACCGCCGCAGAUGUCGGGAUCGCCAUCGGUUCCGGUUCCGACAUCGCCAUCUCCUCAGCGGAGUUCGUCCUGGUCUCUUCCAACCUCCACGCGCUAGUCAACCUGCUCGACCUCAGCCGCUUCGUCUUCCGGCGGAUCAAGUUCAACUUCGGAUGGGCCCUGGUCUAUAAUCUGAUCGCGCUCCCCGUCGCCGCCGGCGUCUUCUAUCCCAUUGUCAGUAAUGGUAAACAUGUGAGGCUGGAUCCUGUGUGGGCUAGUCUGGCCAUGGCGAUGAGCAGUAUCAGCGUCGUCUGCAGUAGUUUGGCGUUGAGGAGUAAGAUACCCGGGUUAGGCUUUAGGGCUAGCGAGGCACUCGAUGAAUGAGGACAUACAUGGAUUGUAGUCUAUUCUUUUCUUUUUCUUCGUCAUUUAGAUGAUAAUCAUAGAAAUGAAAGGGGGUAUAUAUACAUAUACAUAAAUAACAGCAUUCGCAAGAUCUAUCUAUACCCUUCUUCCUUCCAUAUUUAUGAAU